Messenger RNA from Cuculus canorus (common cuckoo), 4329 nucleotides. It is a transcript of the gene NPAS2, whose product is annotated as neuronal PAS domain protein 2. Gene Ontology annotation, biological process: circadian regulation of gene expression; regulation of transcription by RNA polymerase II. Bases 413 to 3070 code for a protein of 885 amino acids. The record is from RefSeq and is a predicted model, not a curated record. Gene Ontology annotation, molecular function: protein dimerization activity; DNA-binding transcription factor activity, RNA polymerase II-specific; RNA polymerase II cis-regulatory region sequence-specific DNA binding. The transcript is spliced from 21 exons. Gene Ontology annotation, cellular component: cytoplasm; nucleus; CLOCK-BMAL transcription complex. NCBI's taxonomy places the organism in Eukaryota, Metazoa, Chordata, Aves, Cuculiformes, Cuculidae.
GAGGGAGAGCUCCUCCGCAGCCCUCUCGCUCCCCAGCUCCUCUGCGGGGAGGGGAGAAGGCGAGAGCCGGGUCCCCUCUCCCCCUCCCCGAGCCGUUCGGGCUCCCCGCUCGCUGCUCGGGGAGGCGAGCGGAGGCAGCAGAAGCCGGGGGCAGGCGGAGGGGAGGCGGCGAUGAAGGGCCGGCGGAGAGGAUGCCCCCGCCUCGCCCACCGCGCUGCAACUUCUCGGAGAACUCUCGCCCCCGCGCCGCCCCUCCCGGCCGCGCGUCCAACUUAAUGCCCCAGCGGCAGCCCCGGCCCCCGGCCCCCGCGUCCUUCGCCUCCCGCUGCCCGCGGAGCCCCCGGCCCCGGCGCUCGUGGGUCCCGCGGCGCCCGGGGCGGCGGCAUCGCGGCAUGCGGCGGCCCCGCGCACCAUGAGACACGGCACCGGGCGGGAGGCGGGCGGCGUCCCCGGCUCUUCGGCGGCGAGGAAGAGUUUGCCGGCUCCCGAGCCCGGCCUCCCGUGCGGCUGGAGCAGCCGGCACCGCAGCGGCAGGCACCGGAGAAGCGGCGGCAUCCAGCCCGGCGACACCGGCGGCUCCCGCGCCCAGGUGGCCAGCGCCGACAGCAGCAGCGGCGGCGGCGGCUGGCGCUUCCUCGCCGCGCUCCCGCAGCAUCCCAGAAAAAACUGCUUAGACAAUCUAAUGGAUGAAGAUGAGAAAGACAGGGCAAAGAGGGCUUCGCGUAACAAGUCUGAGAAGAAAAGGCGUGAUCAGUUCAAUGUUCUCAUCAAAGAGCUCAGCUCUAUGCUUCCAGGCAACACUCGCAAAAUGGACAAAACUACUGUGCUGGAAAAAGUCAUUGGCUUUCUGCAGAAACACAAUGAAGUCUCAGCACAGACGGAGAUUUCUGAAAUUCAGCAGGACUGGAAGCCUUCAUUUCUCAGCAACGAAGAAUUUACCCAGCUGAUGUUGGAGGCAUUAGAUGGCUUCAUUAUAGCAGUGACCACAGGUGGAAGCAUCAUCUAUGUGUCUGACAGCAUUACACCUCUUCUAGGGCAUUUACCGUGUGAUGUCUUGGAUCAGAAUUUGUUAAAUUUCCUCCCCGAACAAGAACAUUCAGAGAUUUAUAAGAUGUUAUCUUCUUGUAUGCUUAUGACGGAUUCUGCCUCAUCAGAUUACCUAAAAACUGACAAUGAACUAGAGUUUUAUUGUCAUCUUCUGAGAGGAAGUUUGAACCCAAAGGAAUUCCCAACAUAUGAAUACAUAAAAUUUGUAGGAAAUUUUCGGUCUUACAGCAAUGUGCCUAACUCCACUUGCAAUGGCUUUGAUGAGGCUGUCCCAAGGGCUUACAGAACAUCCCCGGGAAAGCAAGUCUGCUUCGUAGCAACUGUUCGUUUGGCAACACCUCAGUUUUUAAAGGAGAUGUGCAUCGUGGAAGAACCUCUAGAGGAAUUCACUUCAAGACACAGUCUAGAGUGGAAAUUUUUAUUCCUGGAUCACAGAGCACCGCCGAUUAUAGGAUACUUGCCUUUUGAAGUGCUGGGUACUUCAGGCUACGACUAUUACCAUAUAGAUGACCUAGAGCUGCUAGCAAGGUGCCAUGAACACUUGAUGCAGUUUGGCAAGGGGAAGUCGUGCUGCUAUCGGUUUCUGACCAAAGGACAGCAGUGGAUCUGGCUCCAGACCCAUUACUAUAUCACCUAUCACCAGUGGAACUCCAAGCCAGAGUUCAUUGUGUGCACUCACAUGGUGGUAAGUUAUGCAGAUGUUCGGGUGGAGAGGAGACAGGAGAUGGGCUUGGAAGAAGUGUCCUCAGAGGUUGUGUCCUCAGCACUAAAGGACAGUGGUGCCAGCUUGGAUCCUGAACAGCACUUUAAUGCACUUGAUAUUGGUGCCUCAAUCCUCGGCGCUAGUCGGACACCCUCAGCAUCAUCCAAGAGCUCACCAAAAUCUUCCCACACACCCAAGUCAGAUCCAGCAUCUACUCCAACAAAGCUGAUUGCUGAGACUAACACUCCCUUGCCAAAAACACCAAGCACACAGCAGGAUUUGUCCGUGCAUAGACUCAGUCAACCUACUACUCUUCAGGUUUCUUUGCCUUCUCAGACUCCAUGUGAGCUUCUUCCUCCAGCAACUCUGCAAAAUCAGCCUGCACCUCUGGCACAGUUCUCGGCACAGUUUAGCAUGUUCCAGACCAUCAAGGACCAGCUAGAGCAGCGGACCCGAAUCCUGCAGGCCAAUAUCCGGUGGCAGCAGGAGGAGCUCCAGAAGAUACAAGAGCAGCUCUGCCUGGUCCAGGACUCGAGCAUACAGAUGUUCCUACAGCAGCCAACGGUAUCCCUGAGCUUUAGCAAUACUCAGCAGCCAGAGCCACAACAGCUACAGCAGAGAUCCGGGGCCAUUUCUCAGCAGCAGCUUGCCCCCAGUCCUCAACUUCAAGGGCAAAUUGUAUCUUCGCAGACAGCAAACCAGCAAGCACUGAGAGAAGCAAGCGUGAUAUCAAGCCAGGGUCCGAAGACUCCGCAGCUCCCCGCGGGCAGCAGCCGCCCCUCUCGCAGAUCCCCGCCAUUCGCCGCAGCCCCCGCGGGCGGCUCCGCGGCGCCCCCUGCCGGCCCCGCCGCCGGCUGCAGCCACGACCAGCAGCUCAGACUGUUGCUCAGCCAGCCCAUUCAGCCCAUGAUGCCUGGGUCCUGUAACGCAAGACACCCUUCGGACCUCAGCAUGGUGGGAUCCCAGGCUAAAUACUCUCAACAAAUGUUUCAAAGUUUGGAAGUCCAGACUUCCAGCAGCAGCUCUCCAAUCGUACUGAUGGGACAAGCAGUGUUAAACCAAGGGUUCACCACUACACCUCCUUCCCAGCCAUCCUCUCUGCCACCUAUGCAACUCCAGCAACAACGCUACCUGCAGGUGCAAACAUCAAGUUCUUUGCGCAAUGAGCAACCCGAUUCUUUGCUCCUGCCAUCUUACUCGCCACAGCAAGGAAAUAUGGGGUAUCAUCAGCCGCCGCAGCAGCAGCAGCAGCAGCAACUAACAUCAAGAAGAAGCAAUAGCUUAUCAGAAUCAUCAAAUUUACCACAGACACUGCGAUAGAGUCCCACCAGCACAAUCAAUGCACAAUUAGCUUUAACCAAUGGGCACAUGGGGCAGAAGAGAAUGACUUCGUACUUACUGUUUUGGCUUUUGCACAAGCAUUUCUUUCAAAGCUCUAUGACAGAAGUACACCACAGAGUGCAGACUGCCACAGACAGUGCAUUUACGGCAUGCUGGAUUCAGUUUGCACUGUCUUGUUAGCACAGCACGUACUGACAGAGCAAAAUAAAAAGGAACACUAUCCUGUGCAGCCUCCAUCAUCAGUGGGUGUACGGGAGGAAGCAUUCAGUCUUGGCGUGUCACUCUGAAAGCUAUCUGGCAAUUCCAAAAGACUGUUGACAGACUUAUGAGGUACUUGGCCUUCACUGUUUCAGUUUUUCUUUUGUGUAUGAAAAGCACUGCGUCAAAGGUCUAUUGCGGAGAGAACAAGAGAUUAUUUUUAUUAUGAUUAUUGUUAUUAUUUUGCACAACUGCACAGAGGACAAAACCUAGGCACUUUCUGUAAAGAGAAGUUUGUUUCCUUAUUCUUGUGGCCAAAUUAGCACAUCCAAUGGAGGAGAAAGCCCAGUCAUUCGUGAAGAUGGUCUACAGCUCAUAAACUUUGAUUUAGAAUCUGAAAAGUAUUAUGCAGCUUACCCUAACUGUUCUUCAUAACUAGAAACAAAAAAAAAACAAGCUCACAACCCACACUGGACUGUUUUCUAUGUGAAUUGUGAUUGCAAAGAACUCAAAUUGUAAGCACAAUCAUGCAACUCUCCAAUAGUACAACGUGGAUUCUUCUUCAAACUAAACUCACCCACUGUUAAGUCUCUGUGAAAUAUGCACUGUGUUUUGGCCCACUGACUUGGGAUGCUGCAGACUAUUACAUAUCUCUUUCAUUAUAACAUUUAGGAUUGAAUUUUCCUUUGGGGGGAAAAAAAUGCACUUUUCGCUUUUUUUGUAUGUUUUCUGUUGAUAUGUUUCUAAGAAAGAUUUUAUGUAAUUAUUAAAUAAAAAGUAGUGUAUUGUACAGCUGUUGUAAUAAUGACCUAUUUCUAUAUAAAAUAAAAUUAUAUGGAAUUAUGUGGAAAUUAUUUUGUAUAUGAAAUAUCAACUCAUUUCACAAGUAUGAAGAUUGUGCUUGUGCUUUUUUUGUGAGUGGAUAUUUUGUAAUAAACUAAUGAACUAGAAAUGUUUUUGUGAAGGCAACUACUGUUUCAUGCUAUAUACAACUCAAACUAUUAUUUUUUCCAUUUAAUGAUGGACAGUUGUCUUUAUUU